This is a messenger RNA of Stylonychia lemnae, 2223 nucleotides long. The record is from the annotation of a GenBank genome assembly. NCBI's taxonomy places the organism in Eukaryota, Ciliophora, Spirotrichea, Sporadotrichida, Oxytrichidae.
AUGGCAGACAUCUAAAAAUUUUAAAUCGAUAAUAAUUCUGAAACGAAUAAAAAAGAAGUAAAGGAUGAGUAUAAGCAUCUUCCAAAUAUUACUGGGGCUUUCUAACCCUUAAUUGGGAAAGUUAGUCCAUCUUCCAAAAGCAAUUUAGUUGAUAUAAGAGAAUAUGGAGACGGCAAAAACUAUCUUUAUAAGGUUAAUAAAAAUAUUGAUCAUAACAUUCUAUAAAGUACUCUCAAAUUGAAGAUUAAUAGGAAACAAGAGCUUACUAAGUUUGUCGAGGAGUUUGAGGACAAACAAGAAAGAUUAAAAGAAAUUAUGGUCAAUCAAGAGCAAUUAGACUCUGACUAAGUGUUCAAGUAAAAAACAAAAGAGAAAUAAAAUCAUUUAAAGUUUAAUAAAUAAGAUAUCUUAAGAACUCCUAUGUUUAAGAAUGAUACUUCAAGUGAUAAAGCGAGUAUUCAAUCUCUGAAUACUAACAUCGCAUAACAAAGCUUUGCAAAGUUAAAGCAAGAAUUUACAUAAGUAAAAAUACAUAGAACCUACGAAACAGACUUACAGUUACAAUCAGUAGCUGAGAGAAUUGAUAAGUAAAAAAGAUUUAAUAGAGACAGUGUUAAUGACGAAGAAUAAGAGGACGAUGAUAUGGAUGAUACUACUGAGAAUGGAAAAGAUUCCUUCAAACUACCUGAUCUUCGCAGGAUUAAUAAAUCGUAAAUAGAUGAUUAUGAUGACUUGUAGAAAAAAAAGAAAAAAUACUACACUAUGGUUAAUACUCCAAGAUAUAUUAGCCAAGAAAGUAAUCCUGGAUCACCCAUUAGAUAAAGUAUAUAGCCACCAUACAGCUUGCGUUAAGUCUCUAUAAAAAAUUCUGACAUGAUAAAGGACUAUAACAACGAGGAUUCUAAGCAGGUACUAACAAUAGAUAAAUAAAGGAAAAUAGACCAAUAGUUUGAAAAGAGGUUCAAAGUUAAAGACUUUAAACUCGAAAAUAUAAAGUUGCUUUAAUCAUAAGAAUCUGGAGCUCUAAGUCCAAGUAAAAUCAAAAGUAAGUCAAAAUUAAAUCUGCAAGUAGAAUCUUUAAAAAAAAUACCAGAUUUUAAAACACCAAGCAUGAAAAAUUAGUUAAAGACUUUUACUUUUAAGCAAAGAUAAUAAAUGAUAGACGAAGAGACCAUUUAGAGAUCCAAGCAUAUUAAAAUGCUUAAUCAAUCAAUUGAUAGUUUUGAAGAAGAUUUUACAUCAUUAGACUAGACAAAAGCUAAAUAUUAGAAUAGAGAAAAAUAGCAAAGCAAAAAACUGAGUUAGUUCAAAUAGAUUAGCAUAUCUCCUUUACGACCAUCUUAGUUUUAGCAAACAUAAGAUUCAUAGUAAGAUCCAAGCAUAAGAAAAGAUAUUGAAGAGGAUAGUAAUAGAACAUUUAUCUAACCACCAAAGUAGCUUAUACUUGAAUUGAAAGACUCUAAUACUGACACUUUUUUGACGGAACAAAUAAAAUUAAAAAUGGAAAACCAACCUUCAAUCAGGGUUUAAGCUUAAUCUUAACUCCAUCCAUCAUCAGAGUAUUUCCAAGAAUAACAGUAGAAUUGGUCGCAAAAUAUGUAUUUUGUUAUAAAGGAUAUAAAGAAUAGUCUAGGAUUGAACCAAGGUACCCCGAAGGCUUUGCCUGAGAAAACUCCAAAGAACCAUUCUAAUUGGAAUGAAUAAGGUUCAUUCCAAAAAAUUCAAGAUCUUGAGGAGAAAUAUGGAAAUAACUUCUCAAGUUCAAAUGUCCACAUAAAUAUUCCUAAAAUAAAUCUAUAAAAAAGGGGUAAAUCUAUUUCAAUAGAAACGAAGUAAAACUAAUCACCUUAAAUGAUUGCUAAGUAGUAGUAUAGAGAUCGUUUAGUCCACUAUGGUAAAUGGUAUCUUAAUCCUGAUUCUUUCAAUCGUAAUAUUAGCAAGAUAGCUAUGAAAUCAAAUGAUUUAUCAGAGGAUAAAGUACGCCAAAGAAUAUAACAAAUAAAGAACUAGAAUGAUGAUAUGAGUGAAGCAGUUAACAACGUCCUUAAAAACAGCUAGUUCGGCUAGUUUGCUGAUGGAGAUGAAACUAUGAGACAUACCUUUAUUAAUGGCGAGAAUACAAAGAAAAACUAAUUCGUAAAAAGAGAAAAUAGAGAAAAGUAAAUCCUUGAGAACCUAAAUAAAUUGGUCUAAUCUCUCAUUUGGAAACAAAGGUAGUUAUGA